AUUGUUCUUCAACAGCAGAUAGCGACGAACAACGGUCUGACGCUACAGCCUUUGAAAUGGCGUUGAUGUAGUUCAAUACGCCGUUAUUUGUAGUUAUUAUGCUCGUUUGGGUCGCUUCAGUUUUUAGUUUUCUGUUUCAGUGAAUUUCUGCGUCUGGCCUCUUUUUAUUUGGUCAAUACGGAGUUGAUAAACAAAAAUGUGGUAAAGUAAACUGCUAAUCAUUUACGUUGCAUAAUAAGGCCGCAGCUGCCUCCGAGCUCGCGUAGGGAUUACAGCGGCUUUUGAGUGCGUGGCCUGCCGCAGCUACAUGUCGGCUUCCAAAGUGGACAUGUGAAUCAGUAACAAGACUCUGCGAGUGAAGUGACAGACGUACAACUCCCUGCAAGAGCAGCAUUACCUCGACUACAUAGUCGAUAAAGCCUUUAGUUUGUUAAAUAGUCAUUUCCAUAUAAAUUAGGCUUUGACGCAUCCAAAAUUAAUAAGUGUUGACCAGCCGGCACACAUACAAAAUAUGGCAUCGGUGCCAGUGUACUGCCUGUGUCGCCUGCCAUACGAUGUGACACGCUUCAUGAUCGAAUGUGACAUUUGUCAAGACUGGUUUCAUGGAAGCUGUGUCGGAGUGGAGGAGGACAAAGCAGCAGAGAUUGACCUGUAUCACUGCCCCAAUUGUCAGGUCACUCAUGGGCCAUCUGUCAUGCGCAAACGCCGUGGAGGACAUAAGCAGACAGAUACUACUGCUGGAACAAGAGAUCCAAGUCGGCCUGUUAAGACCGGCAGCCCACAGUUUGUUAGAGAGUUACGCAGCCGCACCUUCCCAAAUGCGGAUGAAGUCUUGCUAAAGCCGUCUGGGGCUCAGCUCACAGUCGAGUUUCUGGAAGAACAUUCAUUCAGUGUUCCUGUCAUGGUGCUGAGGCGGGAUGGUCUUGGAAUGACCCUUCCUCCAUCAUCAUUCGGCGUCAGUGAUGUGGAGCACUACAUUGGCGCAGACAAAGAGAUUGAUGUUAUUGAUGUGUCUCGUCAAUGUGACCUGAAGAUGCGGUUGGGAGACUUUGCUGAAUACUAUAACAGCCCAAACAGAGACAAAGUGCUCAAUGUCAUCAGCCUGGAGUUCUCUGAGACAAGGCUGUCAAACUUGGUGGAGACUCCAAAGAUUGUGAGGAAACUGUCAUGGGUGGAAAACCUUUGGCCUGAAGAGUCUGUGUUUGAGCGCCCCAACGUGCAGAAAUACUGCCUAAUGGGAGUGAAAGAUAGCUACACAGACUUCCACAUCGACUUUGGGGGCACCUCCGUAUGGUACCAUGUCCUAAGGGGUGAGAAAAUCUUCUACCUAAUUUCGCCAACCCCAGCCAACUUGGCACUUUUUGAACGGUGGAGUUCCUCGUCGAACCAGAAUGAGUUGUUCUUUGGAGACCAGGUCGAUAUGUGUUACAAGUGUUCUGUCAAACAAGGAAACACCUUGUUCAUACCAACAGGGUGGAUUCAUGCUGUGCUGACUCCAGUGGACUGUCUGGCCUUUGGAGGAAACUUCUUACAUAGCCUCAACAUUGACAUGCAGCUGCGGGCAUAUGAAAUCGAGAAGAGAUUAAGCACAGCAGACCUGUUCAGAUUUCCCAACUUUGAGACUGUGUGCUGGUAUGUUGGGAAGCACCUUCUCGAUACUUUCAGAGGUUUGAGAGAAAACCGCAGACACCCCGCCACUUACCUAGUUCACGGAGCAAAGGCACUGAAUAAUGCUUUCCGCGGCUGGACCCGUAAAGAGGCUUUAGCAGAUCAUGAAGUAGAAAUUCCAGAAACCAUCAAUACACAGACAUUAGUGAAGGACCUGGCCAAGGAGAUUCGUCUGGUUGAGGACAUCUUCCAGCAAAACAUUGGCCGCACUGGAGCUCAGUUUCCUGGUUCGCCACUCUCUAAAGCUCCCCUGACCACCUCUCAGAAUUCAGGACGCCCCCCUGGAAAAAAGAAAGCACCCAAGCCCAAGGAGGUGAUAGGGGGUCUUGGGCCCCCAGGAACCAAAAAAAAGGGUCAGAAGGCGCUAGUAAAGGCAGAAGCAGGAGAACUUGAUCUGAUUGAGAUUCACACCAAACAUACGCUCAAGAAAUUUCAACCUGGCAAGGCCAAAAACAAGAACAAGUUGGAGUUGCCUUUAGAGGAGUUUGAGGGGAAGUUGAAUAAAAGCAAACUAAAACUUGUGCUGACCAAUGGGAAAAUCCAAGGUAAGAAGAACGGCAGCAAGAAUGGUGCAGGAAGUGCGGGGAGCUACAAACAUCUAGCCAUGGAGGGAUCCAGUCUGUCUGACUUGGAGUCUGAGGAUGAGCUGCAGAUUGACGAGACCCCUCCUCCGCGACGUAAGCCUGCAGGACCAAGCAAGAAAAAGAAACUAAGUGGUCUUCCCAGGAAGUUGCCCAGAGCGAAACCCUGCUCUGAUCCUAAUCGCAUCAGGGAACCAGGAGAAGUAGACUUUGACAUUGAGGAGGAUUAUACCACAGAUGAGGAGGCGCUAGCCGCCCACGGAGUGAAGGGUGGUGCAGGGGGCAUCCUGGACUUAUUGAAGGCCAGCAAGCAAGUGGCAGGCUUGGACUCUGCAACACUCAGUGAGGAAGCCCCAGCCUCUCCCAGUACCCGGGAUGCCAUUCAGGGUAUGCUGUCCAUGGCCAACCCCCCUUCCUCGUCCUCAUCUUCCUCCUCUUCGUCUCCCUUAUCUAUAUCUGGGGGCCUGACAGAGGGAUUAGGGAAGGUCAAAGAAAAAGGUGGCAGAGCUGUAUGGGUGACUGGAGGGGUCAAAAAGACAUCAAGUCCUGAGAAAAAACCUGUCAUCCAGCGGCCUGGAAAACGGCCAAUUAAACGGCCAGCCCGUCACCUGAGUGACGAGGAGAGUCCAGAUGAGCAAGAGACUCUGGGAACCUGUUUUAAAGAUUCAGACUAUGUUUACCCGUCCUUGGAGUCUGACGAGGAGGACCAUGCUAACAAGGCUAAGAUGAAGCGGAAGAAAAACUGGGAUGACACACCAUGGAGCCCAAAAGCCAGGGUGAUGCCCACCCUUCCCAAACAGGAACGGCCAGCCAGAGAAGGGGCUAGAGUUGCAUCUGUAGAAACAGGUCUUGCAGCAGCUGCUGCCAAGCUGGCACAACAAGAGCAGCAAAAGCCUGCGAAAAGGAAGUACACCAAAAAGCAACGUCCUCCCGCUCCUGCAGUCACUUCUCCCCCUGUUCAAGCUGAGCCAGCUCCACCCUCACCACCACCUCCUCCAGAAUCUGCACCAGACUUCAGUCCAGACAGGAGGAUGGAUUACUACUCUGCUAGUCUGUUAGACCAUGAAUACACAGCAGGACCGGGACCUUUUGGCCCUGGAGGCCCAAGAGGCAGCGGAGCCAUGGCCCCUGGUGUAUUCCUCACUUCACGCCGACCUUCACUGUCUCCGCAGAACAGCAGCUCUCACUCUGGUACAUCCCCUGCGGGUUUAGCCAGCCAAGGCACAACCGGAGUUGGUCAAGGGAAACGUCCAAAGAAAGGACUUGCAACUGCAAAACAGAGACUAGGAAAAAUUCUGAAAAUUCACCGUAACGGCAAACUUCUCUUGUGAGAGAAGUUGGAACACGUGGCUGAAGACUUUUAGGUGGGAAUGAAGAAAAUGGCUUUUGUGAAAGUAGGUCUGAAGGAAAUAGAGCUAGUGAUCUAUAUUUUGUACUCUAGAUAAAUUUGUUUACUGUUUUCACCUGUUAUCAAACCUCACUAUAGCUUGUCCAUUUACUCUGUUCAUCUAAUUAGGAGCCUGUUUUGGCACUCCACUUAUUCAUAUCUGCAUAAAGGUAUUUUCAGAGGCACUUCUGUGACUUUGAACAAAUCACUGGAAUGUGCACUAAAUGCACACUUAAUGUGGUAAAGAACUCUUUAAUGAUCACAUAUCAUUUGACAUUGGCAAAGGGACAUUGUGUAACACACAUUUGAAUAUGACGGUGGUGAUUUAACUAGAUAAACUAAAUUGACUAAACCUGAUUUGUUAUUUUUGUUCAGUGGCUCGAUUUAUGCAAAGACAUCCUAGUGUCCAUCAUACAUUUUUAAAAGGGAAAGAAAGGCAACACAUUUUCUAGUCAGGUAAAAUGUCUGUAGCCCUCACACAAUCUCAAAAACACACUGUUGAAAAGUGUUACCUCAUUUUUACCUCAUAAAACACAUUCUUGUGUGUUAUGAUGAUAACAGGAUACAAAUCUUUACACACAACAGUUUUGCAAAAAUCCAGUGUAUGCACGUUGUCAACUGAUGCCAAGAGUAACAUCAUACAAUUCUAUUUAUUCUGAUCAUAUUUAUUUACCAGCAUUUGCCAUCUCAUAGCUUGUCCUAACAAUGUUUUUACCACUUCAUCUUCUUGGUCCCUACUUUAAUUAUUUUCAACCACUUAAUACAUGUACAAAAAAAUGUAUCCAUUGCUUUGUCUGAUUUUUUUUUUUUUUUUACAGUUAAAGUUGACAUUGUAAAUAUUUGUAAUAUUUGUAAUUUAUAUAGCUACAUUGGAAGAGCAGAGAAUUAUUAUGAGAAGGGUUGACUAGUUUCCUGUGAGUUGCCAUAACUGUGUUGGCAGCAUAGGCCAGAUCUAGAGAUGUGCUUUCUCUCCACAGAAUGUACUAGUGAGUAAAAUGGAAGAAAUUUAGAUUUAACUGUGUGAAACCAUGUAAUGGUGGUGCAGGAUAUGAAUUCAUAUGUAAAUAUAUGUUGUAAUUUAAGUUCUUUUAUAGUUUAAAAAACAACAACUUUGAAAUCUUUCUUAACAUAACUUGUACAUGAUACAUUGCUGUAUUUGGAAAAUAUCUGAAAUAGUUCAUUUUUUAUAUUUGUACGCAGUAAUUGUCAUGCUUAGUUUGUCAUGUUGUCUUGUCUGUGUAAUAGUAGAAAUGUUCUGGGGAAAAAAAUAUGCCCUUGUUUAUUUCAUCCAUUUAGUUUUAUAUUAAUUAUUGUUGCUAUUCACUUUUGUGUUGGUGUGUACUGUGUGUUUUAAACAUGAUGUGUUUAAAUACGACGUGGAACAGAUAAAAUAUACCUUGGGCAAAA
Molecule: messenger RNA, 5043 nt
Organism: Larimichthys crocea (large yellow croaker)
Lineage: Eukaryota; Metazoa; Chordata; Actinopteri; Sciaenidae
Gene: phf8
Product: PHD finger protein 8
Exons: 22
Coding region: 512-3580 (1022 amino acids)
Source: RefSeq, a predicted model, not a curated record